AUGAACCUGGCGGAAGGAAUCACGGUGAGACAAGAACAGGAGUCAGAACUGGAUGAUUUCCGUGAGUUCUUCCCAGACUUCCUGUGGCUGUUACGUGACGUGUCUCUGAAGAUGGUGGAUGAGAGCGGCAGAGAAAUGGAUCCCACCGAGUACCUGAAGACUAAGGUCCUUAGGCGUAAUUAUACGGCUAUGAGGGAGUCAACCAGCGACACAGUCGGACAAGCCAUACUCACAUUCUUCCCAUCCGUGGAGUGUGCUAAAUUGGAGCGACCCUCUGACGACCCCCAGAUUAUGAACGACAUAGCUCAGCACACAGACAAACUGAACCCAGGAUUUAACAAGGGUGUUGACGAGCUCAUGAAGAAGCUGUUGGAGAAGGCACGUGCAAAGAGAGGGUACGACAAGGCCUCAGCCGUUAGUGGUGUGGCUCUCAGCAUCAUGGCUAAAGAGUAUGUGGAGGCGGUCAAUGACCCCAACUCCAUCCCUGCCCUGGACAACACAUGGAAGAUCACCAUACAGCUGAUGCAGAACAAAGCGAUUGAGGAGGCGGUCCAGGAGUAUAACAAGCUGAUGCAGGCUGGGGUUGCUGGAGCCCGGAAGACUGAGAAUGGAGAAGUUCCAUUGGAGGAAUAUGAAGCAUUGGGGGGACAUGAAGAUACAGAAGGUGAAAGGAACAUCCCGAGACAGCCUUCCCUCAUGGAACUCCACAAUGCGUCGUUCAGAGAAGCCACAGUCACUCUUCUAAAGAAGGUUGGCCAUUUUGGUAUCAACUCAGAGAAUCAGGGUACUGAUGAGAGCAACUCUGUGGUGGACCAAAUGCAAAAUCGACUGGUUCAAAGAGCGGAGCGAACGGUCGAUUAUAUGGAAAAAGACGGCAAACCUUAUCAGCAGAAGGGGCUCGUCGUUACUGGCGGGGAGCUUUUCAAGUACAUCCAGCAGAACAAGGAAAACUCCAGGGUCUUCUGCCAGGAAACUUUCCAACGCUUGUUUGACCCAAUCAGAAAACACGUAGAGACACCCCCUCCUGAUUAUGACUUCAAACAGUUGCUGGAAGAGCUGGACCAUGCACGUCAGAAGUACAAGGAGCAGGCACGUGGUCCAGAGAAGUGGGCUGUCUUGAAGUAG
Branchiostoma floridae (Florida lancelet) is the source of this 1125-nucleotide messenger RNA. RefSeq names its product guanylate-binding protein 1-like. Lineage: Eukaryota; Metazoa; Chordata; Leptocardii; Amphioxiformes; Branchiostomatidae. The coding region runs from base 1 to 1125 and encodes 374 amino acids. Gene Ontology annotation, molecular function: GTPase activity; GTP binding. The record is from RefSeq and is a predicted model, not a curated record. The transcript has 7 exons.